Messenger RNA from Salvia splendens (bonfire salvia), 3422 nucleotides. RefSeq names its product probable serine/threonine-protein kinase SIS8. Lineage: Eukaryota; Viridiplantae; Streptophyta; Magnoliopsida; Lamiales; Lamiaceae. Gene Ontology annotation, molecular function: ATP binding; protein kinase activity. Gene Ontology annotation, cellular component: cytoplasm. The record is from RefSeq and is a predicted model, not a curated record. Gene Ontology annotation, biological process: protein phosphorylation; signal transduction. The transcript is spliced from 16 exons. The coding region runs from base 883 to 3216 and encodes 777 amino acids.
AUUUUCUUUUAAUAAUGACGCCAACGUAGAGAAGCAGAGUUUAACGCCACUUCUCCCAGAUUCAGAUUGCCAUGAUUCCGCUAAUCAUUUUCAGAUUCACGGCAACAGAUCUUCCGCUGUGGAGAGAGCUGCUGUUUGAUGGGUUUGUUGGAAAGUAGAUUAUAUCAUUGGUUAUCACAAUGCAUCCUGUUGGCUAGUGAAGGAUAAGUUGGAGGCAUGGAGCAAGUUUUUAUUCUCAUGUUUUGGGAAUUGGUUACAAAAUCUGUACAAGGAAAGCCUAGUUUUGAAACUAAAGGAAAAAUCAAGUACCGUAGCGGAAAAACAAAGAUAGAAAAUGUGUUGCCUAAGCUAAAAAAGUUAGUUAGCAGUGAAUCUGCCAUGUUGGAAGGUUAACGUGCUCCUCCGUUUUAGUUCACAUUGGUGCCACUUAAGAUGAAAGGAAUAGACACGCAUAAACUAUAAAAUCUGUCAGGAAAAUUUACUUUUAUUUAUUAACAUCUUUGUGGAUGACAUGAUUUUCAAUUUCAUUUUCAUUUCAAACUUUUUUACACUUGUGGAGAAAAGGUGACCCUGAAAACGUUUUUAUUUUAUAUACCAUCUUCGUUGUGCUCCAUUUUUUGGGAGGAUAUGAGAGAUUUGUUAAAAAAUGCUAUUUGGUUCAUUCUGUUAUAAAAUGCAUUAAAUAAACACUGUGAAAAUAAUUUAAUUUUCUGAGCUUGCUCAUUUCCCCCCUCUUUUUGAAGUUGUAGAUUCUUUGUUCUACACGCAAAUCAUAGACAAGCUGUUUAUGAAUAUUUUGUGGAGAAGAGUUUGUGUUUGCUAUGACUCUUAUGCAUGUUGCAUGUUGCCAAACAUGAUAUUGUAUUUUGAGUUGAAGAAUACAUGGAGGAGACAACGGACGACACUAGACUGGUGGAAGGAUCAGUUCAUAAUGCCCAGUGGUGGCCAUCAGGUCUUAUUGAUAAACUGCGAGUAAUUUCUCUGGCUUCUCCAGAUGAAACCUCAAGUUCUAAAUCAAAAUGUCAGCUUGACUGUGGGAGUCCAGCCCUUCAUUUAGCAUCACAGAUUUUGUGGGACACUGGAAAGCUAGCAGAACCAAUUCCGGAUGGUUUCUACUUCGUCUAUCCAGAAAGAAGAUUCAAGGAGCUUUUUGAUACUAUUCCCUCCAUAGAUGAGCUCCAGGCUUUGGAUGCUGAUGGGCUCAGGCCCAAUGUUAUUCUUGUUGAUGCACGUAAAGAUAAGAAGCUUUCUAUGUUAAAGCAGCUAGCUGUCACAUUGGUGAGGGGACUCAAUCCAAAUCCUGCCGCCAUAAUCAAGAAGCUAGCUGGAUUGGUCUGUGAUUUCUUCAAAAGACCCAAAUUGGAACCCGAUCAUGUGAGAGGCGCACUAGAAGCGGUCUCUCAUGCAUUGGAUAGUCAAGGUAUCCAUAUGCUGGGCCAUGUAAAGCAAGGAUCUUGCCAUUCCAAAGCUAUCUUAUUCAAAGUUCUUGCUGACACUGUUGGCCUGGAAUGUAUGCUUAUGGUGGGUUUAGAUAGAGAAGGGGUAAUACAGCGAUCAGACGCGUAUAGGCACAUGUCUGCCAUAGUUGUUUUAAAUUCUAGUGAAUUUUUGGUUGAUCUUGCACGUAGCCCUGGGAAAUUGGUGCCAUGCUCAGCCAAGGCAGUCCUUCUCUCUCAUCUCUCUGCUGGUGAGAGUGAUUCUGCUGAAAAUGAUUCAUAUGAUUCACCUAUUGAACCAAAUAGUCCAGUGCGUGCAUUUUCAGAUCAAACAGAAGUUGAAGGAUUAUCCCACAGUGAACCAAAUGUAGCAAAUUCCUUUUGGAGGCGUAGUCGAAAGAAAACAAUAGCUGAACAAAGGACCGCAAGUUCAAGUCCCGAGCAUCCUUUCUUCCGUGGACAUGGGCGAUCUUUGCUUGGAGAUUGCAGGCAUUCAUUCCGAGAGUAUGACAAUGAUAUUAACGCAUCAAGGUCUGUUGGUGCAUCUCCAAUAGAAGCUCGUAGGAGAAGACGGCGAUGCAUUAGCAUGGUUCCCGAGAUUGGUGAUGAUAUAGUGAGGGCUGUUCGUGAGAUGAGUGAAACACUCAAGAGAAAUCGUCAUCCAGAGGAACAAGUAGCUUCGUCUUAUAGUUGUUCCGCGAGUGAACAAGAAGACUACUCAGAUCGAGGAAGUGUGUCAAGGUUCAAUCCGGAUGCACAUGAUGGUCUAUAUAGUCAAAAGCCUUUGACAUAUAAUCUUCCCCUGAAACAAUUACACUCUCAAAAGGCAAUCUCUUUGCCUUCUUCUCCUCAACGAUUUUCCAAGAAAGGUUAUCUUAUGAAUGACACCUCAGAAAUUUGUUUGAGUCCUGAUACGAUGUCAACAUUUAAUAAAGUGCUAGAGUCUUCAAAGUUCCUGAACCAGCCACUGCUACCGUUCGAAGAAUGGAAUAUUGAUUUUUCUGAAUUAACCAUCGGAGCUCGUGUAGGAAUUGGAUUCUUUGGUGAAGUUUUUCGUGGCACCUGGAAUGGGUUAGAGGUUGGGAUCAAAGUAUUUCUGGAACAAGAUCCAACUGCUGAAAACAUUGAAGACUUCUGCAACGAAAUAUCUAUCUUGAGCCGGAUUCGCCACCCAAAUGUUAUAUUAUUCCUUGGUGCGUGCACAACACCUCCGCGCCUCUCCCUAGUUACUGAAUUUAUGGAGAUGGGUUCACUGUAUUAUUUAAUCCAUGCAAGUGGGCUGAAAAAGAAGCUGAGCUGGCAAAGGAGACUCAAAAUGCUUAGUGAUAUAUGCAGGGGAUUAACAAGCAUCCAUCGAAUGAACGUGGUACACCGUGAUCUGAAAAGUGCAAAUUGCCUUGUGAACAAGCAUUGGGUGGUGAAGAUAUGUGAUUUUGGACUUUCGCGGAAACUGAUCACCAGGCCAAUGAAAGACUCUUCUUCAGCUGGAACGCCAGAAUGGAUGGCACCGGAACUCAUUCGCAAUGAGCCCUUCACAGAAAAAUGCGACAUCUUCAGCUUGGGCGUCAUAAUGUGGGAGCUCUGCACACUCAAAAGACCAUGGGAAGGCAUACCAUCUGUACAGGUAGUUUAUGCUGUUGGCCAUGACAGGCAGACACUUGAAAUCCCAGAAGGUCCUCUAGGCAAGCUCAUAGCAGAUUGCUGGGCUGAACCAGAUGAACGACCAAGCUGUCAGGAGAUUCUGUCGCGCCUGCAAGAAUGCGAGCUCUUAUUGUGCUAAUAUGUGACUCUUAUCCAUUUCUUUCAACGAAUACAUAAUACUAUUGCCCUUUCUGUGCAAUAAUUGAACAUACAAGGUGUUAGAGGGGUUUGUUGAAAACGAGUAUUGCAAAUAUGGGUCGAUAAUUAGCAAGAUUUUGUACUACGAAUGUAGACUUUGAUCGGAUGCAAUUGUAUGGAAUGAAAUAGAGCAAACCGUUUGCAUAA